This is a messenger RNA of Myxocyprinus asiaticus (Chinese sucker), 2671 nucleotides long. RefSeq names its product shaker-related potassium channel tsha2-like. Bases 670 to 2055 code for a protein of 461 amino acids. Gene Ontology annotation, cellular component: voltage-gated potassium channel complex; dendrite; neuronal cell body. Gene Ontology annotation, biological process: potassium ion transmembrane transport; protein homooligomerization. The record is from RefSeq and is a predicted model, not a curated record. The transcript has a single exon. Gene Ontology annotation, molecular function: delayed rectifier potassium channel activity; protein binding. NCBI's taxonomy places the organism in Eukaryota, Metazoa, Chordata, Actinopteri, Cypriniformes, Catostomidae.
AAGAAAGACAUACACAUCUGGGAUAGCAUGAGGGUGAGUAAAUAAUGAGAAAUUUUUCAUUUAACUAUGUCAGGUUAUAGCAACCAAAAAAACAUACUGUAUAUAGCUACAAAUAAGCAAAGGAAACCUUAUUUAACUAACAAAAACCUUCAUUAAAAUGCAAAUGUAUCCUUCACAAAUCAAAUUUGUUCUUAUUUUACAUAUUAUUUUAUAUAUUGCAUAUAGGCCUACGUAGUGAUUAGAAAAAUGUAAUUGAUAAAUACGAUAAAUAAAAAACAACUUGAUCUGCUUCAUCUGCUUCAAAUUACAGGUUCAACCAUUGACUCAAGUUCAGAAGACCCCAGGCGCAUAGUUUCAACACGCCAGUCAAAGGGUGGACUUAGCUGUCUUGAGCACUGAGAGUCUUAUAUCUGUUUGAGCGGUCAGCUGAGCAUAUUGUCGAAACAAGUCCUGUUGCCUUACAACAAUACACCUAUUUUCAUUUAGAAAUAAGUUUUUCUAUAGUUUUAGAAGUUUAACAGGGCAAACAAGAGGUGGAUAUAAACAUUCAGGCCAUUAGUUUAAGGCUUUAUCGCCUUCAGGCUGGAGUUUGCGGAUCCUAAAAACUGGUGGAGUGGUGGGGAGGCGAGGAGGCACACCAAGCACCACUCUCGAGGGACAAAGACAACCAUGUCCCAAGAGAACCACGAAGAGACCGUGGACCAAGUUGCCUCCCUCCACGAUGUCUCCGACAGAGUCUUGAUCAACAUUUCAGGUUUGCGUUUCGAAACUCAACUUAAAACACUUGCGAGAUUCCCAAACACGCUGCUAGGGGACCCGUGCAAAAGAAUGCGGUUCUUUGACCCUUUGAAGAAGGAGUACUUUUUCGACAGGAACAGACCAAGUUUUGAUGCAAUCCUGUACUACUACCAAUCCGGCGGGAGGCUUCGAAGACCCAGCAACGUGCCGGUUGAAAUUUUUUUGGAUGAAAUCCGAUUUUACGAGAUCGGCGAGGACGUCAUCGAUCAUUUCCGAGAGGACGAGGGUUUGAAAGAAGAAGAAGAAGAACGUCCGAUGCCUUCUAAUAAUUUUCAGCGUCAGAUCUGGCUGAUGUUUGAGUAUCCUGACAGUUCUGGGGCAGCCAGAAUAAUCGCUGUCAUAUCUGUAAUGAUCAUCUUGAUAUCGAUCAUUAUCUUCUGUAUAGAAACUUUGCCGGAAUUUAGAGAUGAAGAUGUAUUCAAUAACCACCUUGCGCCAAACGUGACUACCACUGGAAUAACAUUCACAGGUCCAUUUUUCUUGCUGGAGACAUUGUGCAUCGUUUGGUUUUUCUUUGAACUGUUUGUAAGGUGUCUGGCUUGCCCAAGCAAAUCCGCCUUCUUCAAAGACAUCAUGAACACCAUAGAUGUUGUUGCAAUUCUUCCCUAUUUCAUAACUUUGGGAUUAGACCUUGCCAAUGUCGAAUCAAGCUCACAACAGACCAUGUCUCUGACCAUACUGAGAGUUAUCCGCUUGGUGCGCGUCUUCAGGAUAUUCAAACUCUCACGGCACUCCAAGGGUCUCCAAAUUCUCGGCCGGACCCUACAUGCGAGCAUGCGCGAACUCGGACUAUUGAUAUUCUUCCUUAUCAUCGGCAUCAUAUUGUUCUCCAGUGCAGUGUACUUCGCCGAAGCGGACGACCCAAAUACGGCGUUUACAAGCAUUCCUGACGCGUUCUGGUGGGCGGUUGUGACCAUGACAACUGUUGGAUACGGAGACAUGUACCCCAUCACUAUCGGGGGCAAAAUUGUUGGAUCCAUGUGUGCCAUUGCAGGGGUUCUUACAAUCGCCCUGCCGGUUCCAGUGAUCGUGUCGAAUUUUAACUAUUUCUAUCGCCGAGAGAACAACGAGGAGGAGCUCGUGCAGUACACGCACGUAACUUGUUGUCAGCAGUCGGCCUCUCUGACUGACUACAAGAAGAGCGACAGUAAACCCUCUCUCGUUAAAUCAACAGACCAUUCAAUAGACGACGACUUCAGUUCAUUAAGCGAAUUCAAUUCAUUGGACGAAUAUACAGGAAAACUCACAGAUGCGUAAGAACAGAAAGUACCUACAAACAACCAAAACACGCGCAUCUCAGUGAGUACCUGGUGUGCUUAUCAAGAUUAUAUUCGGUUAGAUGUCGUAUAAUGUGAUCCCAAAUAAUUUGGCAUAAACGCACAUAUGCCUAGGUUGCAACCUUUAAAAGACUGUUAUAAGUAAUUAUAUUACUUGGAGGAAUAUUUUUAUUGCGAUUAUUAUUAUUAUAAUUACUACUACUUCUACUACUACUUGGGCCUACUACUACCAUUAUUACUGUUUUUAAUAAAUGUAACUAUUUAUUGAACAGUGCUGACUUUAUCCUAAAUGCUAUUUGUUCAAAAGGAGCGCAACUUGUACAAGAUUGUGCAAGUCAUUUUAUGAACAUCGAGCUCUGCUGUGCAGCUGGUUUAGGUCUUUGUAAAAACUAAGUCCUGCAUCAUUCAACAACCAACCAACCAUACUAGUUAGCUGUAAACUGUUAAUUAACACUCCUUGAGAAUAUAAAUGAUGUCAGGUUAAAGAUGGGUUCAUGUCUUGUAAUGUGUCACUCACUGCAGUGAUGUUUAUUUUUCAUUACAGGAUUCAGCAAAUCUCUAUAAAGUAGACAUCUUACUUUUGUAAACAUGUAAUA